Molecule: messenger RNA, 3491 nt
Organism: Syngnathus typhle (broad-nosed pipefish)
Lineage: Eukaryota; Metazoa; Chordata; Actinopteri; Syngnathiformes; Syngnathidae
Product: phospholipid-transporting ATPase ID-like
Exons: 26
Coding region: 354-3491 (1045 amino acids)
Biological process (GO): phospholipid translocation; Golgi organization
Cellular component (GO): plasma membrane
Molecular function (GO): ATPase-coupled intramembrane lipid carrier activity; magnesium ion binding; ATP binding
Source: RefSeq, a predicted model, not a curated record
AGGUGGAGAGAAACUUGCGAGCCAACGACAGAGCCUUCAACCUUUCUUACCGCUAUGCCAACAAUGCCAUCAAGACAUCGAAAUACAACAUCUUCACCUUUCUGCCGCUGAACCUUUUCGAGCAGUUCAGGAGGCUCGCCAACUGCUUCUUCCUCUUCCUUUUUACACUUCAGCUCAUUCCUCAAAUCUCCUCGCUGGCCUGGUUCACCACAGCUGCUCUUCUCAUUUUGGUGCUCUCGAUAACGGCGGUGAAAGAUGCCUCAGAUGACAUUAAUCGACACAAAAGCGACAAUCAAGUGAAUAACCGUGAAGUGAGCGUCCUUCUUGAUGGAACACUUAGAACCGAAAAAUGGAUGAAUGUCCAGGUUGGAGAUAUCGUCAAACUAGAAAAUAACCAGUUUGUCACGGCAGACCUCCUUUUGCUCUCCAGCAGCGAGCCUCUCAAUGUGGUUUAUGUUAAAACAGCUGAAUUGGACGGUGAAACCAAUUUGAAGGUAAAACAGGCGUUGACUUUCACUGGCGAAAUGGGCGACGACGUUCAAAGACUGGCCGGCUUCAAUGGGGAAAUCAAAUGUGAGCCUCCAAAUAAUCGUCUGGAGAUUUUUAAAGGGACGCUGACAGUCGAUGGACAAAUGUAUUCUUUGGAUAAUGACAGAAUGCUUCUUCGUGGAUGCAUGUUAAAAAACACAGAGUGGUGCUUUGGACUGGUCGUCUUUGGAGGUCCAGACACCAAGUUGAUGCAGAACAGCGGAAAGACGACGUUCAAAAGGACCAGCGUUGAUCACCUCAUGAACCUUUUGGUGCUUUGUAUUUUUGUUUUCCUGCUGUCCAUGUGCUCCGUCCUGGCCGUCGGUCAUUCAGUCUGGGAGACGACGGAUGGAUCGGUUUUCACCGCGUUCCUCCCUUCAGAACCCGGCGUUGAUUCUCCGCUCUCAUCAUUCCUCUGCUUCUGGUCUUACAUGAUCCUUCUGAACACUGUGGUGCCCAUGUCUCUCUUUGUCAGCGUGGAGAUCAUCCGUCUGGUGAAUAGUUUCUAUAUUGACUGGGAUAGGAAGAUGUAUUACCCCAAGAGUGACACUCCUGCUCAGGUGAGGACCACCACUCUGAACGAGGAGUUGGGUCAGAUCAAAUAUAUCUUCAGCGACAAGACUGGCACCUUGACGCAGAACAUCAUGACAUUUAAUAAGUGUUCCAUCAACGGCAAACGUUAUGGGGAGCUCUUGGACCUAACAGGACAGAGGAUUGAAAUAACAGAGAAGACACCAAGGGUGGAUUUUUCGUGGAACCAGCAAGCCGAUCCAAAGUUCAUUUUUCACGACCACAGUUUGGCAGAUAACGUCAGGGAGGGCGACUGGGAGGUUCAAGCGUUCUUCCGUUUAUUGGCUCUGUGCCACACUGUGAUGCCCGAGGGAAAAAAAGAUGGAGAGCUUUACUACCAGGCUCAGUCCCCUGAUGAAGGUGCUCUGGUCACCGCCGCGAGAAAUUUCGGCUUUGUGUUCCGUUCACGUACACCGGAGACCAUCACGGUUGUAGAGAUGGGCGAACGAGUAGUCUAUGAACUUUUGGCUGUUUUGGACUUCAAUAAUAUACGCAAGAGGAUGUCAGUCAUAGUGCGGAAUCCUGAAGGCAAGCUGACUCUGUACUGCAAAGGAGCAGACACCAUCAUCUACGAGAGGCUCCACACCUCCUGCAACGAACUCAUGGGCGUCACCACCAGACACCUCAAUGAAUAUGCAGGCGAUGGUCUCCGCACUUUGGUUCUGGCUUACAAGGAUUUGGAUGAGCGCUACGUGAAUGAUUGGCUGCAGCGCCACCAUGAGGCCAGCACCACCAUUGAAGAAAGAGAUGAGAAACUUCAUGAGUUGUAUGAAGAGAUUGAGAAAGACUUGUUGCUUCUGGGUGCAACAGCUGUAGAGGAUAAGUUGCAGGAUGGUGUCCCUCAGACAAUAGAGCAGCUGGCCAAAGCUGAUAUCAAAAUCUGGGUGUUGACCGGAGAUAAACAAGAAACGGCAGAGAAUAUCGGCUAUUCUUGCAACAUGCUGCGAGAGGACAUGAAGGAUGUGUUCAUCGUAUCCGCAAAUACAGCAGACGGAGUCAAAGAGGAGCUUCGGAAUGCGAGAAGGAAAAUGUGUCCAACAGCAGCGGAGGAACCAAAUGUGACCAAAGCUCGUGCGGGCCUCUUCUGGCUUGAGAAGACAGAAACUCUGCAUGAUGACCGAGUGAACGGAGAAUACGCUCUUGUUAUAAAUGGACACAGUCUGGCCUUUGCCUUGGAGAAAGAUUUGGCGUUGGAACUAUUGAGGACCGCAUGCAUGUGCCAAACGGUGAUCUGCUGUCGGGUCACUCCACUACAAAAAGCUCAAGUUGUCCAACUGGUGAAGAAAUACAAACAGGCGGUCACUCUGGCCAUCGGGGACGGAGCCAAUGAUGUCAGCAUGAUCAAGGCUGCACAUAUCGGUGUCGGGAUCAGUGGUCAAGAAGGCAUGCAGGCGGUUCUGUCCAGCGACUUCUCCUUUGCUCAGUUCCGUUAUCUACAGCGCCUCCUACUGGUGCACGGGCGCUGGUCAUACCUACGCAUGUGCAAGUUUCUGCAGUAUUUCUUUUAUAAAAACUUCACCUUCACCUUUGUGCAUGUCUGGUACGCCUUUUUCAGCGGUUUCUCGGCACAGACUGUCUACGACCAGUGGUUUGUCAGCAUGUACAAUGUAUUCUACACAGUCCUCCCUGUUGUCGGAAUGAGUCUGUUUGACCAGGAUGUGAAUGAUGGCUGGAGUUUGCAGUAUCCUCAGCUCUACUUACCGGGACCUCUGAAUAGUUACUUCAAUAAGAAAUCCAUGGUGUGGUGUCUGAUUCACAGUUGCUACAGCUCACUUGUUGUCUUCUUCAUCCCGUGGGCGGCCUUGCACGACACUGUGGCGGACGACGGAAAAGAUAUUGCUGAUUAUCAGUCCUUUGCUUUAGUGGCGCAGACGUGUCUUCUCGUUGUCGUUAACAUCCAGCUGUGUCUCGACACACAUUACUGGACCGCUGUGAAUCAGUCGUUCAUGUGGGGCAGCUUGAUUGUGUACUUGGCCACCACCUUCGCUAUGCACAGCAACGACAUGUUCUCCAUAUUCACCUCUGUAUUCCCCUUCAUCGGAACAGCAAGGAACUCUUUGAGGCAACCUAAUGUGUGGCUGACAAUAUUCUUGACAUGUCUCUUAUGCGGUCUUCCCGUGCUGGCUUUUCGAUUUAUUAUCAUUCAGCUUCGGCCCACCAUCAAUGACAAAGUGAGAUAUAAAGCGCGGAAGGAGGGGCUUCCAGGUCCUGUUCCUUGCCGUUCAUCAGUCAGGCGAGUUGGCGCUCGGCGUUCGAGCUACGCCUUCUCUCAUACGAAGGGUUAUGGCGAUCUGGUGACAUCGCAAAGAUUCAAGAAUGGUUUGGGCAAACAAACAGAGCAGCCACAAUUCUACCGGCCCAUCACGAGGGAGUCAGAACUUCAACCACAGUAG